CAGGUGUGUUAAAGGUGCGUCCACAGCAGGUGUCAGUAGCACACGGCUAGGUGUAAAAGACAGGUGUGUUAAAAUUGUGUCUACAGCAGGUGUCAGUAGACAGAGAUGGACGACAAACAGAAGAAAGAGAGUCUCCAACUAAAUCCUCUCCUGUCACGACAGCAUGGCGUUGGAGACGGUGUCGACGUGGGGGUCGAGUCUGACAACGAAAGAAAAGAGAGGGGGCAAUGGGGAACAAAGCUGGAUUACAUACUAUCAAUGAUCGGUUAUUGUGUUGGAUUAGGAAACCUGUGGCGGUUUCCAUAUCUUUGUAACAGAAACGGAGGAGGCGCCUUCUUGAUCCCGUUCCUCUUCUUUCUCUUGGUCUGUGGUCUGCCAAUGUUUUUCCUCGAGGUGACGAUCGCCCAGUUCUCUGGAAAAGGACCGACUCGAGUGUGGGACAUCUGUCCGUUAUUAAGAGGAGUUGGAGUUGGAAUGGUGAUGGUGUCUUCGUUGAUAUCGAUGUACUACAACAUGAUCAUCGCCUGGUGCAUCUACUACAUCAUUCGCUCGUGCAGCACGAUGAUGCCGUGGAUGACGUGCACAAACUGGUGGAACACGGCGCUUUGUGUGGAGGAAACAGCAUCAGCGACGACCUAUGUCACCAACGUCACUAACGUCAGAAAUUAUUCUGACCACCUGACUAAUGUAACCUUUCCUAUUGGUCCUGUGGGCAGCAACGUCUCGGCUGAAGCUGAUACCGGUGCUGAUGCCUGGAAGAACGACACACUUUCACACACUUCCCUGGAGGAAUUCUGGCAGUACAACACUCUGCGUAUUUCGGGUGGACUGGAGGAGGUGGGUGAGCUACAGUGGCAUCUGGUUCUCUGUUUACUGGGGUCGUGGACCAUCGUCUUCUUCUGUCUGAUACGCGGGGUCAGAUCAGUCGGAAAGGUUGUGUACGUGACGGCCACUCUGCCCUAUCUUCUUUUGUUGAUUCUUCUCAUACGAGGAUUGACGCUGCCGGGCGCCGUAGAUGGGCUGAUCUUUUUCUUAAAACCAGAUUUCAGCAAGCUACUAGAAGUUCAGGUAUGGCUUGAGGCGUGUCUUCAGGUGUUCUACUCUCUCGGUCCAACAUGGGGCGGCCUCAUCACCAUGGCCAGCUACAACAAAUUCAACAAUAACUGUUUAAGAGAUUCAAUUGUGAUUACCUUUGUUGGUGAAGGUACUAGCAUAUUUGCUGGCUUCGUCAUAUUUACAAUCCUCGGAGCAAUGGCGCACCGUCAGGGAGUGCACGUGUCGGAGGUAGUGUCAUCCGGUCCUGGGCUGGGGUUUGUCGCCUACCCUCAGGCUCUGUCCGGUCUGCCCAUCCCUCAACUCUGGUCUGUCAUCUUCUUCGUCAUGCUGCUCACAGUGGGACUCGACUCACAGUUUGUUAAUGUCGAGGUUGUGGUGACUGGAAUUAUGGAUUCGUUUCCGAGACUUCUCCGAUUCAGAAUCAUCAUCACAGCAAUCCUUUGCUCAUUUUUUUUUAUUAUUGGUCUCCUGUUCUGCACAAAUGGAGGAAUCUACAUGUUCCAACUGGCUGACUGGUACGUCGCUGCCCUUAUGCUCAUCCUCAGCAUCUUGGAGUGCUUCAUCGUGGCCUGGAUAUACGGAUUCAAGCGUCUAGAUGAAGAUCUGGAACUCAUGAUAGGAAGGAAAGUUCCCAUCUUCUUCAAAGUGAUUCUAACUUACAUCACACCACUGGUAUUCACGGUUGCCAUAGUGUUUACGCUUGCGCAAUAUACACUUCCGACGUACGGGAAGUAUGAGUACCCGUACUACAGUGCGAUCAUUGGUUGGAUCUUCGCCGCAAUCCCGAUCAUACCGAUACCUGUGUUCAUCAUCUGGGAACUCGGUAAAGCCGAGGGGUCACUGAGGGCGCGCAUAGCCAAGACGAUUUCUCCAUCAGACAGCUGGCUUCCGAACAAUUGGUCAUCUCGGACGAAGUACAGAGGGAAAGAGCAGAUCACGUUCAAAGAAAAUAUCUGUCACUUGUGUAUUCGAUAGAACAACACAUUUAAAGCCCUUGUAUCAAAUCUUCAUUAUUUAAUAUGUUUCAGUAUUUAUUACUACAAGGCAGAAAAUCAACUCUAGUUUUAAUUGUAUAUUAGAUAUAGUUUCUUGUUUAAAAUGUCAAUGUCUGUAUAUUCAAUAUAUGUCUUGUCAUCAUAAUAUCAUAAUACAAACUGCUUUUACUUCCCAAUAAUAUAUAUAUAUAUAUAUAUAUAUAUAUAUAUAUAUAUACUUAACCCCAAAAGUUUAGCAAUUUUCGGUUUAUGAUUAGUACAUGACAGUUGCGUACCAUAAUGUGAUCAAACUUGCUAGUAUGUUGGUUGGAUACUACCUCUCACUGUGUGUAACAAAAAUAACGUCAUUUAUCAUAUUGCACGCAUCUGUGCGUACUGUACGUACAACAGAUUUGUGUUCAUGAUAGCGCAGAUGCGUGCGCAUUACGGAUGGAAUGAAACCUUAUUUCCAUGCAAUGGACUAACGGUAUCCAAAAACUAUAUAAAGAAUUUCUCAUAUUAACAUGGGUCGCCGCCCAGGAUCAUCCGAAAAGCAACGUCACUUACAAUGGGAAGGCUUAUCGCCGGUCAACGCAUACACGACGUUGCACAAUACGUUCAUGUUCAUGACAGUACCAUAUCACGUCUCCAACAACGCGUACAUCAAACUGGACAGGUGCGAGAUCGACCACGUUUCAGUAGACCACGAUCAACGAUUCCAAGAGAAGAUCAAUAUUUAGUGACGUCAUCACGACGUCAUAGGUAUCAAUGUGCACUUCGUUUAGCCCGCUCUUUGUGUGUGUAUUACGUUAUUGUUUGCUCUGUCCGGAGGGGUUGGGUUGUGGAUUUUGUUUUACAAUGCUCAUUGCAAUGCUUUGCAUUAAAUAGCAUGCAAUUUAAGCAAUAUUUAUACAUUGUCGUGUUUUGUGAUUAUCUCAAAACAAACUAACUCAAUGAAUAAUAUAUUUUUUAAAUUAAUAAAAUAAAUAAAUAAAAACAAUUUGGUUUAAAAUUAAAAAUAAAUUAAUUAGUGCUUAGAUAUUAAACAUCGGGUGUGCAGCGUUACGACUAUCAAUCGCACAUUGUUGACUCCCUAUUGGUCUACCUAGUUUGUCGUGGGAUAACACCAGAUCCAAGUAAACUAUAGUUAUAGUUAUACAUGCCUUCAAGUACCUCGCUUGUAUAUACAUACGUCUUCCUCGGAAAGAAAAAUUGAUUUUAUGUGUUUGUUGUCGUAUAUCAUGUUCUUUCCAGGUAAAAUAAACCAAACAAAACCACAACUGAAAUCAACAAAAAUCUAUGAACUACUUGUUUUGCAUAUUACAAACUUAAGUAGGCACAGGGAUUUAUCACCUUGUUUUACUUUUUUUAUUUGUUUUUAUUCACAGAACCUGUUUACAUUUGUUAUCUGUCCCAGUAUCAGAGUUACAAAACAAAAUUAUACAUUAGACAGAAAAAAACCCCGACUGUAUAUUAUGCAACAUAAGUUUUCAUAGCUUAUAAUUUUGGAACCCCCCCCCCCCCACACACACACAUACACA
Messenger RNA from Gigantopelta aegis, 3571 nucleotides. RefSeq names its product sodium- and chloride-dependent glycine transporter 2-like. The transcript has 13 exons. Gene Ontology annotation, cellular component: membrane. The record is from RefSeq and is a predicted model, not a curated record. Bases 106 to 2031 code for a protein of 641 amino acids. Gene Ontology annotation, biological process: sodium ion transmembrane transport. NCBI's taxonomy places the organism in Eukaryota, Metazoa, Mollusca, Gastropoda, Neomphalida, Peltospiridae.